GUGUGGGUGCCAGUGAUGGCGGCGGCGGCCCAGGCGGAGGCGGGCGGUGUGCGGUCGGUCACGGCCGGGGCCGCGGGCUCCGCGAUGGGCGACGUGGAGCCCGCCCCCCCCCCGAGCCGGCGGCGCAUGGCCCAGGAGGCGCGGUCGCUGCUGCGCUGCCGGCGGGCAGGGAUUCCAGCUCCAGUGGUGUACUUCGUGGAUUAUGUCACCAACUCCAUCUUUCUUGAAGAUAUUGUAGACUCAAUUACUGUUCAGGAUCAUAUUUAUUCUGUACAAAAGAGUGGAGAUGAUACCAGUGGCCUCCAGAAGUUAGCAGAGAAGAUGGGUGAGCUGUUAGCAAGGAUGCACGAUGAGGAUAUUAUCCAUGGGGAUCUGACAACUGCCAAUCUCCUCCUGCGGCCACCCACAGAGAAGCUGGACUUGGUGUUGAUAGACUUUGGACUCAGUUUUAUUUCUGGUCUUCCAGAGGAUAAAGGAGUUGAUUUGUAUGUUCUGGAAAAAGCCUUCAUUAGCACUCAUCCAGAUACUGAAACGAUGUUCCAAGCUCUGCUAAAGACCUAUGCAGCCACAUCUAAAAAAUCUGGUCCUGUGAUCAAAAAGCUGGAUGAGGUUCGGCUAAGGGGAAGGAAGAGAUCCAUGAUUGGGUAGAAGAGAGUGGGGUUAGGGAUGGAGAAAUAAGAGGUUUUGCAAAUAGGGUUAUUUAUAUUUCUAGAUGGUUUUAUUUCACAGAUCGCUAUUUUGAUAACUGUGUCUUCAAAUAAAUAAACAUGAAAGGGUUUUAAGUGUCAUCAAGUAACUGAAGUAAUUGUGAGAUUGGGACACAGGCAAGAGAGAAACAAUUAGAGGUCACUUCUGUCUUAAAUAUUUCUAAUACAAAGUAGUUUACAGUGUCAUUCUGUUCAUCUUUGUGUGGUUAGAAUCAUUCAGAGCAAUCUCUCUUGGCCUGUAGACCAUAAAUUUGUGGGAGGUUCUUACUUCAGAGACUACAAAACAGCAUCUACAAAAGGUAACUGGAAAACACAAGUGUGUUGUUUUUCCACAAGACUUUACAACAAAGGGUUUAAAUCUGUUAUAAAUGACUCAACACAUCCUGAAGAUGAAUGAACUGAACUCUGGAACAUGGGCAAUGCUGAAAUACCACACUAUACAUAAAACAGUUUUAUUUUCUUCCACUAGUAAAUAUUGGC
Messenger RNA from Ficedula albicollis (Collared flycatcher), 1187 nucleotides. It is a transcript of the gene TP53RK, whose product is annotated as TP53 regulating kinase. Lineage: Eukaryota; Metazoa; Chordata; Aves; Passeriformes; Muscicapidae. The record is from RefSeq and is a predicted model, not a curated record. Gene Ontology annotation, molecular function: ATP binding; protein serine/threonine kinase activity. The transcript is spliced from 3 exons. Gene Ontology annotation, biological process: protein phosphorylation. Bases 16 to 648 code for a protein of 210 amino acids. Gene Ontology annotation, cellular component: cytosol; EKC/KEOPS complex; nucleus.